This is a messenger RNA of Hippoglossus stenolepis (Pacific halibut), 5329 nucleotides long. It is a transcript of the gene opn4xb, whose product is annotated as opsin 4xb. The coding region runs from base 792 to 2462 and encodes 556 amino acids. Gene Ontology annotation, cellular component: membrane. Lineage: Eukaryota; Metazoa; Chordata; Actinopteri; Pleuronectiformes; Pleuronectidae. Gene Ontology annotation, molecular function: G protein-coupled receptor activity. The transcript is spliced from 9 exons. Gene Ontology annotation, biological process: visual perception; G protein-coupled receptor signaling pathway. The record is from RefSeq and is a predicted model, not a curated record.
ACAGCAACAUGGGAGAGUGAGAGAGAGACACAUGGAGAGAGAGAGAGAGAGAGAGAGAGAGAGAGAGAGAGAGAGAGAGAGAGAGAGAGAGAAAAUGGGAGGUUAGGACUUGCUAGAUAAUCAGAGAAGAGCCACUAAUGCAGAGCUUGGUGCACAGCUGGUGCGACGGGUGAGGAGGCUGCAGGCUGACACUGACUGGAGGAUCAGUGACAAUGUGGAGCGAGCGUGGGAUCUAAUGCACUGGAGAACAUCAUCAAGUCACCAACACAAGAAUCGAAGGGGGACACAUUUGGACGAAACAGGUGCAGAAGAGGAGCUUUGGAGCAGCAGACCGGAGGCGGAUUGACAGAGAGGAUGUGGCUCGUAAGGUGUAUUUGGAGGAAACUAAUGUGGGAAGGGGCUGCGGACGUCAUCUAGCAUCUACUGGACAAAGAAGUGAAAGAGAAAAUGUUCUGUAUAAUGCAACAUUGACAACUUGAUAAGAUUUGGCUUUAGAAAAUAUUUUGCACAGAUCUUCUUUCUCAUUGUUCCAACUUCUCCUCCAGAUAUAAACAUUUGGACUUCUUGGAUUUCAAACCUUUACAAAGUUGAGAUCAACUGCUCACCACCAGUUUAUCAGUGCAACCAGACCUUGAUCUUUAGCUUCAUCUAAAGAAGAAAGCGUGCAUCUCCACUGCAUCUCUCUAAUGACACAACCAUGGAGGCCCGGCACGAGUGUAAAGACGUGGAUUACGACCUGGAAGACGUGUUGCAUCCUGCCAGGUUGCCGGUCCUGAUGAGGUGUCUGAGCCAUGUGGUCCGCUGAGAGCAUGGAGCCUGAGAAAGCACACACCCAGAGCAGCUUCUUCACCAAGGUGGACGUGCCCGACCAUGCUCACUACAUCGUUGCUCUGUUCGUCUUCGUCAUCGGGACGCUGGGCAUCACCGGCAAUGCUCUGGUUAUGUUCGCCUUCUAUAGUAACAAGAAGCUUCGUAACCUGCCCAACUACUUCAUCAUGAACUUGGCGAUCAGCGACUUCCUCAUGGCCUUCACACAGUCGCCCAUCUUCUUCAUCAACUGUCUCUACAAGGAAUGGGUGUUCGGAGAGAUGGGCUGUAAGUUGUACGCAUUCUGUGGCGCCCUGUUCGGCAUUGCCUCCAUGAUCAACCUACUGGCCAUCUCCAUCGACCGCUACGUGGUUAUCACCAAGCCCCUGCAGGCGAUUCACUGGAGCUCCAAGAGGAGAACUGCACUGGCAAUCCUCAUGGUCUGGCUGUACUCUCUGGCCUGGAGUCUGGCUCCUCUCGUCGGCUGGAGCUCUUAUAUCCCAGAGGGGCUGAUGACGUCUUGUACGUGGGAUUACGUCACAUACACAUUGGCCAACAGGAGCUACACGAUGAUGCUUUGCUGUUUUGUUUUCUUUAUUCCUCUGGGAAUCAUCUUUUAUUGCUAUCUCCUCAUGUUUCUGGCCAUAAGGAAGACUGGCAGGGAGGUAGAGCGUCUGGGAACUCAGGUGAGGAAAUCCACCCUCAUCCAGCAGAAGUCCAUCAAAAGCGAGUGGAAGUUGGCGAAGAUCGCCUUCGUCGUCAUCGUGGUUUAUGUCCUCUCCUGGUCACCAUAUGCCUGCGUCACACUGAUUUCCUGGGCAGGGCACGCCAACAUCUUGUCGCCAUACUCCAAGGCCGUCCCUGCAAUCAUAGCAAAAGCCUCGGCCAUCUACAAUCCCUUCAUCUAUGCAAUCAUACAUAACAAAUACAGGAUGACUCUAGCAGAGAAGUUUCCCUGCCUCUGGUUUCUCGCUCCUACUCCUCGGAAGGAAUGCACCUCCUCCAUCAGCGAGUCGUCUUACAGGGACUCCAUCAUCAGCCGACAGUCCACAGCAUCAAGGACACACUUCAUUUCGGCGGCCUCCAAUGCCACAGACAUGGUGUUGAGGGAUGUAGAGAUGGAGCCGUUGGGCAGGAAGUCAGGUGACUCCUUCAGAAGCAUGUCGUCGUACGGCCACUCUUGCAGAGGGAGGUCCUAUAAGAAACAAUUGGAGCGGAAAGCAACAAAGACCUAUGCACCACAGAAGUGUCCGUCCACCAUGAAUGAACCAUCGAGCACUUGUGAACAUGAACUGGUUUCCAGCUCUCUUACCAUCGCCACUGUCCCCCUACUAGUUCUUACCAGGAUGCGCAGCCAGAGUCUGAACAAUGAUAUUUCAAACGCUGGGGAGGAGAAACGCAGCAUCAGCGAUCGGCUCAACAGCCUCAAGAGCGACUCUUUCGACUCCCUCAAUUUCAGAACGAUCCUAUCCAGCAAUCCCCGGUCGCUUCAGGGCAUCCCGCGCAUAAUCGUCAUCAGUCCCACGUCUGAGAGCAGCCUCAUCAAACAGGACAGCGUGUGCAUGGAGGACAGCAUUGAGGCGAUGGAGAACAAUACUUUUGUCAGUCUGAACUUCUCGUCCGAAGUGUUCGAGGCCGUGGAGCUGCUCUCGUGAUGAGCUGGACUUCAAUACUUACCCUUGUGAUCCUCUCUGUUAAAGCUUCACGACUUCUGACCACAGAUCUCACACACACAUAUACGCCUCUCUACAAACUCACACUCGUCUUUAUCCACUGAAAUUAAUCUGUCAACUGUUUUUGACUCUUUCGGUAAAUCCAAGCUCUGCUGCCCCGUUCCUUCGAUAGCUGGAGCGCAGAGGACAAGCUGGUGAAACAAUAUGACCUUGAUGCUGGUAUGCAGAGUGCACUGUCUGUCAGACUUGGCAGGGACACGGGCGCCCUGAGGGGGCAGCACGGGUUACAGCAUAGUUUUGUUAGAUCCCACAAAUAUGACAAGUGCAACAUGUUUUCAUGAGCUCGGAGCCUAAACUUGACAGGAUGGGUUUUUAGUUUGGCUAUUCACUCUUUGAUAUAAAGCUUUGAGCUGAAAUAUUCAUGAUUUAUUUAAUUUAGGUCCACAUAAUGUGAUCUCUAGAUCAGUCCGGUUCAGGGUAAUGGAUAAAAACACUUUAUAGUAUUGGUUCACUAGCUAGGACCACACCAUUAACAAUGCAAUGAUGGGAUGUAUGAAAACACUGCAGGGGAUUCUCCAAUCGGACACGUUCAGCAAGGGAAACUCUCUGGACAACUUCAUCUGCGUCUUCUAAGUGCAUGGCACCGCUUUUUCAUCCUGAGAUAUUUCAUCCUGCACCUGCUAGACAGCCUCAAGUAAAGGAGCAUCAAUGACCAAUAGAUGUUUUUUGUUCUUUUUGAUAAAAAAAAGAAAAGGAUACAGCGACUCUGAUUAAGAAAAGAAAAGCAAUGCCUUUGGGUUGUGAGGAUGUACUUGAAGUAUUUAGAUUCAGUUGUUGUCUCCUGGUUGUUGUCUCCUGGUUGUGGCUCCCUCAGCCUGUGUGGACCUCUCCAGCUUUCCAUUGGCAGCGAGACAGGAGCGUAAUGAAAAACGGAGACGGUUGAUACUGAUCAGAAUUCUGACGUGGGGUCAAAUGUGACUCAUAAAACUAGGAACUUUUUACUUUUUCUUUGUGGUGACUUUUAAUAUGUCUGUGCUUCAUAAUAAAUACUCAACUGCUCCCUUGAACUUUUCCUAUUUAGGUCAACCAAAGAUUAAAUUGGAGUUUAUUUAGUUUGUUUACUCGUCUUAUUGGAUUAUUAUUAGACCGAACAUAAUCACUCGAGCCAAUGAACGACAACUGCUUUUGUUUCUAAUUGGCUACAUUUCCUUUUCCCAAUUCUUGCAAUCCUUCUCGUCCGGCUAUUCUGCAGCAUCCAUUCGCAUCUACUGCAAAUACAAAAGGACCAAUGUGGCAUCAUGCCUUGAUCCACAAAACUGAAUGUGAACAAAUGUGAAUCAAGUCAGAUGUGACGGCUGUAUCAUCUGCGUUUUAACAUUUGAUGCUCGUGCAUAUGUUGGUUUUAUGACUACGAACAUACUGCAAUAACAACAAUUGAGGAGAUGUUCGUCAAUGUGUCAUCUGGAUCCAACUCUUGACACAGGUCCUUCAAUCACAUGCGAUUAUCCUGAUGUACUGUAAUUAAUCCAAAAAGCAGGGACGUGUUACCUUUAACCCCUUGCUCGUCCAAACUCUGCACUUGCCUGACCCCUAUUGGACAAUUUUACAAAACUCUGGAUUAUGUUCAAUGACAUUGACUCAACCAAACAUGAACAGGAAGUACAUUUUGGUUAAAGGGAAAGAAAGACUGUGGCUAUGGUCAAUAAACUGUAAGGGUUAAGGUGACAUGUGGCUUUAGUCAAACAAGGUGACUAGAGAUGCCAAAAACUUGAGAAUUUAAAUAAAUGAUUAAUGCAUAGCCUGCAAUGUACUUACUGUACAUCUAUAGUUUUCAGUCUGCAGCAGAUGAGUCAUCAGAGGAUAAAAACAAUGAUUCAUACUCAUGAAACUAAAUAUUUGAUUUUGACGUGUCCCCGUUUUAUAUCUUUGUUCUGUUGCUAAGUUCAAUAUUUGUACAAAUUAAAAAAUAUCCAAGGCUGAAGAUGAAUGUACAAUGAAUGUCAUUAGUGAAUGACUAACAAGUUAGUGCAGCUAAAUGUGGGCUGUAACUGAAAUAUGGACCAGAGGAGAGGAACGGCUCACUCAAGAUCAAAUGGAUAUAAUUUUUUUGAUAUCACGAGUGCUGUGUAUUAUGUUUUUGUUGAUAUUAACAUGUAUUAUCAUUAUUUUUGUGUUUAUUUAAAAAGAAAUGGAGAUGGGGAAGUACUGCAGUGUCGACCUGUGAAAUAAUUAUACACACGUCCUCUUUACUCUAUUUCAAUGGUGCUGGAUUGAUUUAAAAAAGAAAAUCAUAUUUAUAAGUUAAGACUGAGUCUGAUUAUCCUGAUCAACGUCCCAGAGAAUGACCAAUCAUCAACAAUCUGCAGACUUCAUCAAAAUACAUCAGAUUAUUGACACCGGAACCAAUAAAAGUAAUUAUCUUCUUCACAGCCUUGUGUGGAGAAACCUGUUCCCUUGUAGAAUAAAUAAAUGAUACGAAAAAAGAAAAAUUCAGCAUUAUCUCCAUACUGUCUUUGUAAAAUUUCCUGAAAAGUAUGAGAAGUGCCAGCAGACAGUGUUGAAAAUCACACCUGACUGCACUUACGACAGUGAGUUGAGAUAAGUCCUCUCCACUCUCCUCUCUUAUGGACCUUAUGGAUGAUUUUUAUCUAUCCACACAAAGGUUAAUUUAUUGAAUUGUGCUUUGUGUCAUAUGUUUUUUCAUGCCACACCAAGGUUCGUUCAACACACUGCAUUUUUACCCCUCGAUGCUGUUUGCCGUUGUCGUUUCAUGUAUUGCUUUCAUUACCUGUGUACCCGCCGCAAUCACGUCACAGAUCCUGCUGGCACAAUAAAGUUUUUGGGAUUCA